Molecule: messenger RNA, 933 nt
Organism: Sitophilus oryzae (rice weevil)
Lineage: Eukaryota; Metazoa; Arthropoda; Insecta; Coleoptera; Curculionidae
Product: dynein heavy chain 6, axonemal-like
Exons: 7
Coding region: 1-933 (310 amino acids)
Biological process (GO): microtubule-based movement
Cellular component (GO): dynein complex
Molecular function (GO): minus-end-directed microtubule motor activity; dynein intermediate chain binding; dynein light intermediate chain binding
Source: RefSeq, a predicted model, not a curated record
AUGAUAGUAGUAGCUAGGAAACAAAAAGAGAUAAAGGAAACUCAAACCAUAAUUAGAACAAUCAAAGAUAGUCAGCCACAACUGGAAACUGGUAUUGAGGGAAUAGCAGCAGAUGAUAUUGUAUAUGACUUAGCCGAAAAUAUAAUUAACAGUAUUUUGAAACAAAUAUCCAUGGAAGAUGUAAAUAUUUAUUUAUUUAAGAGAGAUGAUAAGAAUAGAUUACCAUCAUUAACAACAGUGCUGAUUCAAGAAGUGAAUAGAUAUAAUAAGUUGCUAAAAUUGAUCCACUCUUCAAUGGUAAAUCUAAAAAAAGCCAUUAAAGGAUUAGUGGUUAUGUCCGAAAGUUUGGAGAGCGUCUUUAAAGCGCUAACUAAUAAUCAAGUACCAGACGUCUGGACUAAAAGAGCAUACAAUUCAUUGAAAAGUUUGGGAAGCUGGAUUAAAGAUCUCGCUUUGAGGUUGGACUUUAUAACUAUUUGGGCGAGAUCAGGAUAUCCCACAUCAUAUUGGAUAUCAGGCUUCUAUUUCCCCCAAGGCUUUCUAACUGGUACUUUGCAAACUUACGCAAGAAAAUACAACUUACCAAUUGACAAAUUGAAGUUUGAUUUUACAGUACAUCCAGUUAAUUUAGAUCAAGAAGAAAUAAAAAUAGCACACGAUAUAGAAGGAAAAGAGCUAUCAUUUACCGUCACGUCAUUUAUUGAAUAUACUGACGAAAAAGAAGCCCAAGUUCCUUAUGCAACAAACUUGUACGCACAUAGUAUGAGUCAGUACCUGCCUGUAGGAGAUUUCACUUGGUUAUCAAAAGAUGAAAUUAAAAAUCUUGAUAUAAUGUCUAUAUCACAAUAUUCAGAUUACGGCUAUGUAUUUGAAGUAGAUAUACCAAAGAUCCAAAAAAUUUACAUGAUAAACACAACGAAUUCCCAUUUUUGA